Lactuca sativa (garden lettuce) is the source of this 1459-nucleotide messenger RNA. Its product is annotated as alpha/beta-Hydrolases superfamily protein. The record is from RefSeq and is a predicted model, not a curated record. NCBI's taxonomy places the organism in Eukaryota, Viridiplantae, Streptophyta, Magnoliopsida, Asterales, Asteraceae. Gene Ontology annotation, biological process: lipid metabolic process.
GAUAAGGAGUUCAUUAUAAUACAACCACCCCCGUUAAAUCCUUCCGUCAUCUCCACGUCGUCUUUCUUCGAUCUCCUCCUUCACUCUUAAGACUUCCCAUUUCUAUCUAUCGACAUUCACUCGGUUAUAUAUCAGUAUCCUCUUUGAUUUCUGUAUAUUUGCAUAAUUCGUGUUAUUUCCUAAACAAUUUCCAAAUUUCAAGGUUCAUUUCUAUAGCAUUCUAUUAGUAGUCGUCAUCGCAAGCGUAAAGGAUGGAAAAUCGCGAUAUUUGUUCGUCAGAGGCGGCGUCUGGCGGCGAAAAUAUAUUCAGUUGUCAUGAAUCUGAUGUUUCAACCGCCGAUCAUCUCGUCGUCAUGGUUAAUGGAAUCCUUGGAAGUUCUGCUGACUGGAAAUUUGGAGCAGAGCAGUUUGUCAAGUCACUACCAGACAAAGUAUUUGUUCAUCGCAGUGAAAAGAACGCAUCAUCUCAAACAUUAGAUGGUGUAGAUGUAAUGGGUGAACGAUUAUCCGAGGAGGUUCUUGAAGUGAUUAAGCAAAAGCCAAAUCUUCGCAAGAUUUCUUUUGUUGCACAUUCAGUGGGAGGUUUAGUGGCAAGAUACACUAUUGGGAGAUUAUAUAGGCCUCCAUCAGUUAAAGACUCUGAGGAUUCAAAACCCACAAUAGGUGGUUUGAUUCCAGUGAACUUUAUAACUGUUGCAACACCUCAUCUUGGUUCAAGGGGCAACAAACAGGUGCCUUUUCUUUUCGGGGUAUCUGCUUUAGAGAAAGUUGCUGUAGCUAUUAUACAUUGGAUAUUUAGAAGAACAGGGAGGCACCUUUUCCUUACGGAUAAUGAAGAAGGAAAGCCUCCACUACUUAACCGGAUGUUGGAGGAUUAUGGUGAUUGUUAUUUCAUGUCAGCAUUGCGCUCAUUCCAAAGACGGGUCACAUAUGCAAAUGUUGGCUAUGAUCAUAUUGUUGGCUGGAGAACUUCAUCAAUUAGGCGUAACAUAGAACUACCAAAGUGGGAGGACUCUGUAAAUGAAAAGUAUCCUCAUGUUGUGUACGAAGAACGCUGCAAGGCGUAUGAUUUUGAGCCAGAUCUGACAAGUGGCGAUAAUUCAGAUGAUGUGGAAGAGGAACUUGUGACUGGGCUUUCUCGUGUAUCAUGGGAAAAAGUAGAUGUGAGCUUUCACAAUAGUAGAUCCAGGUUUGCUGCUCAUAGUGUUAUUCAGGUAAAAGAUGACAACCUGCAUACAGAUGGGGCAGAUGUUAUUCAACAUAUGAUUGAUCAUUUUUGUCUUUAGAACUCUUGCCAGCUAUCUACUAAUUAAGGUACUGGCUUAGAGCGUGUUGUACAGAAAGCAGUUUGUGAUGUAAUUCCAAGAAUUAAUACGCGAAACACAUGACAUGGCUGUGUUGUUCAACUAUAAUAUAUAUAUUUCCAUAUAAAUAUUACAUCACAAAUUAAUAUGCAAAA